UGCAUACAACAUAUCUGUGGAUGAGAUUAAUGCAAUAGCUGCCUAUCAUUGGUGGGAAGGUGCGAUCUACACCAUUCUUUCUAUUCUUGCUUAUCCCCUUGCUUGGUCAUGGCAGCAAUGGCGUCGGAGAAUGAAAUUGCAACAAUUACGUCAGUUUGUGCGAUCAGAAUAUGACCAUGCUUGCUUACGUUCUUGCCGUUCACGGGCUCUCUACGAGGGGCUUAAGGUAUCUGCAUCCUCUGAUUUAAUGUUGGCUUUUGUGGACUUCUUCCUUGGUGGGGAUGAAAAGAGAACAUACCUUCCUCCUCGAUUCCCUCAAAGGUUUUCUAUGGCUAUAAUUUUUGGAGGUGAUGGAAGUUACAUGGCUCCAUUUUCCCUUCAAAAUGAUAACAUUCUUGCCAGUCUUAUGAGUAAGUUGGUGCCCCCUACCAAUUGGUACCGACUGGUGGCUGGUUUGAAUGUGCAAUUACGCUUGGUUCGCCGUGGACGGCUGAGGAUAACAUUUCGACCUGUCCUGCGAUGGCUUGGAACACAUGCUAAUCCUGCAUUGAGAAAUCAUGGUGUAUGUAUUGAGCUUGCCUUGUUUCAUGGUUCAUCUGGUGGUCACUGCCAGUAUGGACUUUUGGUGUAUUCUGUUGAAGAGGAAAAUGGACCUAUAUCUGUGGAAAAUACUGCUGGAGUAGGCAGAACUGAGCUUUCUUCAAGCUUGAAGACCACAUACAUUCAAAAUCAAUCUGGUUAUCCACGAGAAGAUGUGCUUUUAACCCUAGAUAACCAAAGCAAUGGAGGUUUUGCAAAGGAGAAGAGGAGUUGCGGAGAGGUUAUAGAUACUAACAACUUACAGAUGCUUGAAGAGAAGAGAGAUAUAUUUUACCUUCUCUCUUUCUUUGUCCAUAAUACUAAACCUGUUGGUCACCAGGAUCUUGUUGGCUUACUCAUAUCAAUACUGCUUUUAGAAGAUUUGAGCCUAGUGUUGCUUACAUUCCUCCAGUUGUAUUCAGUAUCAUUGGUGGAUGUCGUUCUGUUUUUGUCUAUUGUACCUCUUGGCAUUCUUCUCCCGUUUCCUGUUGGCAUAAAUGCUUUAUUCGGUCACGGACAAAAGCGUUCUGCAGGUCUUGCACGCUUCUAUGCUUUAUGGAACAUAACAUCCUUGGUUAAUGUUGUUGCAUUUCUUUGUGGGUAUUUUAACUAUAACAGUCAGUCAUCAUUGAGUAAAAGGAUCCCGGCCCUCCAGCCAUGGAAUAUUAACAUGGAUGAAAACGAGUGGUGGAUCUUCCCUGCUGGGUUGGUUUUGUGUAAACUUUUCCAAUCACAGCUUAUAAACUGGCAUGUCACUAAUCUAGAGAUUCAAGAUCGCUCAUUGUAUAGUGAUGAUUUUGAGCUUUUUUGGCAGUCAUGACCCGUCAUACCAAACACAUACUUGUUAACAAGGUUCUUUUGUUCAUUUUGGUCUGCAAGUUACUUGAAAGAAGUCGAUUACCAAUGCAAAGAGGAACAAAGAAAGGUGAGAAAAAUCAGAAGCAAAAUAUUAGGGAUAUAGGAUGACUGACAAUGGCAUUCAUUCUUUGCAAGUUCACACGGUUUUCCUUAUAAUUUUGGAGUUAAAAUGUAAAUAA
Hibiscus syriacus is the source of this 1616-nucleotide messenger RNA. RefSeq lists its product as uncharacterized. Lineage: Eukaryota; Viridiplantae; Streptophyta; Magnoliopsida; Malvales; Malvaceae. The transcript is spliced from 7 exons. The coding region runs from base 131 to 1399 and encodes 422 amino acids. The record is from RefSeq and is a predicted model, not a curated record.